CUUUUCUUAUUUGCUUUGACCUUAGGCGUUUCCAGUUAAAGGAUUAUUAAAUUCUUUUGGAAUUAAUCGUUUGAAAGAUUAAUUGUGAUUAAUUUUAUUGAAUAGCUCGUUCUGAUGCUUCAUGUCUGGAUUUUGUUGAGUUUUGAGAUUUUGGUAGUAUCAUAAUAGUGGCUGCAAUCCAUCUUUUUUGUUCGAUUUUAUUUUCAAAAUUACAACUUUCCUUAGUGUUUUUGUCCCCUAUAAAUUGCUCCAAUCUUGAUUAAAUUUUAUGGUUUUGCUAGAAAUUCUGUUCUGUGUGGCUUCUGUGUUUUGGACUUUUGGUGGACAAAUUUGGAAGGGAAGGGUUAAAAAAGAUGAAUCUUUUAGCAGCGCUGAAUUGUGUUCACUUUUAGCACUUCCAAUUUUAUGCAUUUUAGGGUUAUAUUGCCGAGUUAGGAUUAAUGGAGCUAAAACUUGUUACAAAUUUGAAGCUUGUUUUAGUAUUUUUGUGUUUUGGACAGAACAAAGGCUAAAUUUGUUGAAUUCCUUUGCUUUUCUGCAGAAUAUUCUGAAACAUUGAGCUAGCUAUUCUUGUGGAUUCUUUCUCCAUAUCUGAGUAAUAAUGGCCUCAGAGGAAGAAGACAUGAAUCUAAUAGAGAUAUUGGAGGAGAAUGUGGCUAUUGACACGAGCAGAUACAUGAGCUAUGUCCAGUCUCCGAGCUGUGGCGCCAUAGCAACAUUUGGUGGCACCACUCGCGACACCUUCGAGGGCAAGACUGUCUUGGAGCUGAGGUACGAAGCAUACGUCCCCAUGGCUGUACGAUACAUCAAGACGAUAUGCACUUCUGCAAGAUCAUCAUGGAACCUGAAUUCAAUUGCAGUGGCCCAUCGCUUAGGCCCCGUUCCUGUUGGUGAAACAAGUGUUUUCAUAGCAACCUCAGCCGUUCAUCGUGCAGAUGCCUUGGAUGCUUGCAAGUUCAUCAUCGAUGAGGUUAAGGCAUUGGUUCCUAUAUGGAAGAAGGAAGUUUAUACCAAUGGCGAGGUUUGGAAAGAGAACUCUGAGUUCCUCGAGAGGCGGGACGAGCUCGGGAAUUCAAGUUGCCAGAAAAAAGUUGUAGUGGAUGGACCAGAGAGAAAGGGUUGCUGCGGAGGAAAGGUGAAGAUGCCGCCAGAGGCAUGAGAUGAUGUGUGGUGAUGAAAAGAGAGGCCUUUUGUUGUUGUAAUACAAGGAUUGUUUUUAACAUUUUACUUGUGUAAACUUGUAGUA
Salvia splendens (bonfire salvia) is the source of this 1246-nucleotide messenger RNA. Its product is annotated as molybdopterin synthase catalytic subunit. Gene Ontology annotation, cellular component: molybdopterin synthase complex; cytosol. Bases 602 to 1159 code for a protein of 185 amino acids. Gene Ontology annotation, biological process: Mo-molybdopterin cofactor biosynthetic process. NCBI's taxonomy places the organism in Eukaryota, Viridiplantae, Streptophyta, Magnoliopsida, Lamiales, Lamiaceae. The record is from RefSeq and is a predicted model, not a curated record. Gene Ontology annotation, molecular function: molybdopterin synthase activity. The transcript has a single exon.